CACCAACCCCAACAUCAAUGAGCAUAGCCUGCGCAACCAACGUCGUCUGAAGAGGCGCGCUCUUCGUUCUUUUCUCUUUCCUACAUUUCACUCACGACCUACUUGCACUUUGAGCGUUAUUCCUAUGAUCUUUUAGUUUCCCACCAUGCUACCUUCAUUCAAGCUCCUCCUUUCUCUCCUGCUUGCGACAUGUGUCUGGGGAGAGCAUACCUCGAAUUGGGCCGUGCUGGUCUCGACGUCGCGGUUUUGGUUCAAUUACAGGCAUCUGGCAAAUGUUCUCUCGCUUUACAGGACUGUUAAGCGCCUAGGAAUACCAGACUCCCAGAUUAUCCUCAUGUUGCCCGAUGACAUGGCCUGCAACCCCCGAAACGCUUUCCCUGGAACUGUUUACAACAACGCGGACCGGGCUUUGGAUCUUUAUGGAGACAACAUCGAGGUGGACUACAGAGGAUAUGAAGUCACGGUCGAGAACUUCAUUCGCCUCAUGACGGAUCGCGUCAGCGAAGACAUGCCUCGCAGCAAGCGCCUGCUCACCGACGACCGAAGCAACAUUUUGGUUUAUAUGACUGGACAUGGAGGCAACGAGUUUCUCAAGUUUCAGGAUGCGGAAGAAAUAUCCGCAUUCGAUCUGGCAGACGCAUUUGAACAGAUGUGGGAGAAGAAAAGAUACCAUGAGAUUCUCUUCAUGAUUGAUACAUGCCAAGCGAACACCAUGUACUCCAAAUUCUAUUCCCCGAAUAUCCUUGCGACAGGUUCUUCCGAGAUAGACCAGUCCUCCUACUCUCAUCAUGCCGACAAUGACGUUGGAGUCGCCGUCAUCGACCGUUACACAUACUACAACUUGGAGUUCCUCGAAACCAAGGUUAAAGAGCCAACGAGCAAGCUCACCAUGGGUGAGCUCUUCGACAGCUACGAUGAUGACCUCAUCCACUCGCACCCAGGAAUCCGCUACGACCUUUUCCCUGGUGGAGAGUCGGUCGCCCGGGAACGGAAAAUUAUGGACUUCUUCGGCAAUGUGCAAAAUGUUGAGGUAGACAGCGAAGCUGCCCGAAACGAGACUCAAUGGCGAGAGGAUCUGGCCGCUAUUGAGCGAAUGAUUAUUGAAGCAAACCGAAGACACAAUGAGAGCCUGAACCUAAGCCCUCACAAACACCAUGUUGUCGAGGAAGCAAAGAGCGCUGAUACCCAACGCUCUCUCAGAAAGGAGGGUGCAGUCAAAGUGGACGAGGAAGCCGGUUGGUCCAAACAGCUUGUUGGGGCAGCUGCAUUACUUGGUUGCGCAAGUAUAUGGGUGGCAGGAUCAUGGAUCGAAGCACUGUGAGGUAUGAGGUAUAAUGAAAGUCAACAUUGCAUAUUGCCAUAUUCUCGAGAAACAAGUGACGUCUUGCCCCAGAAUAUCUAGAAGCCCACCCUCCUAGUCUCGAACAACAACGAGAAUUGGAAAUGGAGAAGGCAUCUGUAAGGGUAGUCUUGCAAAUGACCAAGUAGUCGUGCAAGUUCGAGAGAUGAUCUUAGCGCGACUUCGCGAUGAUGAAGCUCGACGAAGACGCAAAAUCUCGAAAAGAAGAUUGCAAAAGAGGAUACCCAGGAAUGUAUUCACGAUUGCAUACAAAUGUACUCCAAUUGCAUACGAUAAUCGAUUCAGAACGCCUUGGAGUUGUAUUCUCUGGGAACUUUGUAUAUAAAUUACGCUACCUCGGCAUCGCGGGGUCACGGAACCCCACACGUGCUUGGUGAGGUAGCGUUGAGAUAGCAUCAGAUGGAAUGUUACUACAUUGAUCAUCUCCACGAACCAAUGCUUAAAUUAUUC
This is a messenger RNA of Aaosphaeria arxii CBS 175.79, 1810 nucleotides long. RefSeq lists its product as uncharacterized. Bases 146 to 1321 code for a protein of 391 amino acids. Gene Ontology annotation, molecular function: GPI-anchor transamidase activity. The transcript is spliced from 2 exons. Gene Ontology annotation, cellular component: GPI-anchor transamidase complex. The record is from RefSeq and is a predicted model, not a curated record. Lineage: Eukaryota; Fungi; Ascomycota; Dothideomycetes; Pleosporales. Gene Ontology annotation, biological process: protein localization to cell surface; proteolysis; attachment of GPI anchor to protein.